Messenger RNA from Trichoderma breve, 4785 nucleotides. Its product is annotated as DNA replication factor dna2 domain-containing protein. Gene Ontology annotation, biological process: replication fork reversal. Gene Ontology annotation, cellular component: cytoplasm. The transcript has 5 exons. Bases 1 to 4785 code for a protein of 1594 amino acids. Gene Ontology annotation, molecular function: 5'-flap endonuclease activity; single-stranded DNA helicase activity. Lineage: Eukaryota; Fungi; Ascomycota; Sordariomycetes; Hypocreales; Hypocreaceae. The record is from RefSeq and is a predicted model, not a curated record.
AUGCCGCUCCAGAAGUCGUAUUCUGAGCGGAUUGGGCUCCCAAGACAACGCUCACCGUGGCAGCGGUCUCACAGCCACCCAAAUAACUUGCAGGCCCCAAACUCGAAGAAUCUGAUUCCCAUCUCCGACGUGACAAAGAAAAAGCUCAACAAGUUCCUCUACCAAGACUCCAAAGAUGGGUCCGCAGCAAAACAAGGCGUAGAAGCGAGGGGCCGCGGGACAACCUCAGCCUCCAACUCGGAAACGCCCUCCAACCUGAAGAUGAUUGGAAACAGUGCCACUCCGGUGACUCGGCUGAACUGGAGCGACCUCCUCGAGCCAUGCAGCCAGGCCGAGGAGGAUACCAGCACUUCUCCCAGCGAAAAGCUGCUGUGGAAUAACAAACAGGAUCCCAAUGCAUUCGCCACUAUUUCGCCGAUGAUGCCCCGUAAAGGCAGAAAGAGAGCCAGGAGCUCUUCGCCGAUCUCUUCGCCUCCCACCGAACGAAUUGCCACGCCGACGGUUAAUGUCAAGAAACUCGCCAAAGCGUUAAAGGGGCCUCAUCCCGACCCGACUCUGGAGCUGUGGGAUCGUUACUCGCUGAAUGGGCCCGAGGGACAGUCUGCCAUCACUGGGGUGACGAAUCCCAUCCUUGCCCAGUUGAUGGUAUCGUCAUCUCCGCGACCUUCUAAAAACCAGGCUGCACAAGUGGAACAGGGGGACUUGCGCCGGGCUGCUAGCUGUGGAUUCAAUUGGACCAAGAGGAGGAGGGUUGAGAAGUCCAAGUCUGGCAGUCAGAGUAGCACUGGUCAGCGAGAGCUGGAGGCUGCGUCCAAGUCGUCUCUUGUCACAGCGUUACUGGAUUCAGUCACGAGUAGUAUUCACGACCAGACCCCGGACGAAGACGCCGAUAUUGGAGCCAUGGACUCACCGUCUCUUAAGAAGAGGCAAACUGCACCCCAAAAGAACAACUCGCCGUCGAGGAAUGCAAGGCGUCGAUUACCAAGCCCUACCGUUUCGGACUAUGGCGACGAUGAUGAUCUAGAUGAUGAGCUGUUAAUGCUUGAAGAAACCUUGCUGGCAUCCCAGGCAUCCCAAACAAUUCGGGCGUCUCAAGUGGCAGAGUCUACUACAAAGGGUGAUGGAAGCACAGAGAGAGCAGAGAAACAAGACAGGCGGGGAUUGGAGAAGAAACCGGCUUUGGAUGAAUUUGACGAUUUUGAUGACGACAUAUUCGACGGCGCGGAUGAUUUGCUGGGAGGUUUGGAGACCCAGACUCCAGUGCCAGCGAGAAGGACGCAAAGGGCAAUGAAAACGUCCCCCCAAAAAAAACCCCCGAAGAAGCAAGUUGAUCUGGAUGACGAAUUUGAUGAUGUAUUUGACGGCGAUGUCGACUUUGAAGCGGUUGAAUACGCUGCGACUCAAGCGGUCCAGCAGCGAAACUCUGCCUCAACAGCUAACAAGAAGAAAAUCAAGACUAUUCAGCGAUAUUUAGUAACUAGUGUCUUAGACGGUGAAUACGUCGAUCAAUACAACCGCACCUGUCCGGAAAAGAUCUUAUUGAUUCAAGCGGAUGGCUCCAAGUCUUCACGGACUGUACAGCUGCGAGGUUCUUGGUUCGAUACGCCGGCGCACCCUGAUUCCUACGUCCAUGUCAUUGGAGAGUUUUCACUAAAAGGGCAGUGCAUUGUGGACGAUGCCCAAAAUCUGCUCAUUCUGCACCCCGAUCAGCUGGUGUCCGCAACUGUUGUUGCUGAUUCUUUUGGCUGCAUGCGGCGAGCUGUUCUCCAAGAUCGAGUCAAGGCAACCAGCGAGGCUUCCCCUCCACUGGUCUACGGAACGAUGCUGCACGAAAUCUUCCAGGCAGCAUUACUCGCCAACAACUUUGAUCUCCCUUUUCUAUCUCAGUUGAUUGAUAAGAACAUUGAGAAACACAUUGAGGAUUUGUAUACAAUUAAAGUUGGCAUUGCGGCUGCGAAAGAACACCUUCAAUCAAAAAUGACUGAGCUCAGCUAUUGGGCUCGGAGUUUUGUUGCGUCUCAACCGCAGACCGAUGCCAUUGUCGAGGGAAGAAAUGGUGAUAGGGCUACUAUCGCCGUUAGAAAGUUGCUUGACGUAGAAGAGCAUGUCUGGUCGCCUAUGUAUGGACUGAAGGGAAACAUUGAUGCAACAGUCGAAGUCGCAAUGUUGGACGGCAAGCAGAGCCAAGUGUUGACAGUACCAUUCGAAGUCAAGACUGGCAAACAUGCCAACAGCAACCACAUGGCGCAGACGGCUCUCUACACUCUCCUACUAUCGGACCGUUAUGACAUUGAUAUUGCCUAUGGUAUUUUAUACUACAUGGAGACAUCUAAAACGAUGCGAAUUCCCGCCAUUAGACAUGAACUUCGACACAUGGUUAUGCAGCGAAACCAACUAGCAUGUUAUAUCCGAGAGCGAAGCGUCCAACUACCUCCCAUGCUAAAGAGCAAGCACAUGUGUGGAAAGUGCUAUGCAAAGACUUCCUGUUUCAUCUAUCACCGGCUAGCUGAUGAUGGUAAUGGGGAAUCUAGCGGCAUGAAUGAGAAGUUUGACGAAGUCAUCAAGCAUUUAACGCCAAAACAUCAAGAUUUUUUCAUCAAGUGGGAAAACUUGCUUACAAAGGAAGAAAAGGAAGGGCAAAAGACUAAGAGGGAACUUUGGACGAUGACGAGUGCUGAGCGUGAGAAAAAAUCUCGGUGCUUUUCCGAUGUCAUCAUUGAAGAAGGGUCUGCGUUGGUCGAUGAGGAUAACCCACGGAUUAAUCGAUACCACUACACCUUUAUCAAACGCGAGCCUCCGCCUAAUUUUACGUUUAUCGGAUCAGAAUUGACGGUUGGCGAGCCAGUUGUCGUUUCAGACGAAGAAGGGCAUUAUGCUCUGGCGAUUGGCUACAUCACUUCUGUUCGAAAGCAAAGGAUAAGCGUUGCGGUCGACCGGCGAUUACACAAUGCGAGAAUUCGACAGCCUGGAUUUGACGAAGUCAGCAAUCAAGUCUUCGCUAGUAUUAUGGAAGUUGCGCCAGAGGGCGCAUCUAUUGAUCAGAGCCAAGGGAAAAUCAAGGAGGCGCCAAUCAGAUACCGCCUUGAUCAGGACGAGUUCAGCAAUGGCAUGGCCACUGUGAGAAACAACUUGAUCCAGAUGAUGGCGAAUGAUGUGCCGGCCGCGGUGCAGAUUCGCAACUUGAUUGUGGAUUUGGUUCCUCCUAGAUUUAAAACAGUGGCAACGCAAUACACCGUCACAGACGGGGAGAACUUGAAUGUCGAUCAGAAGCGAGCAAUCGAAAAGGUCAUGAGCGCGCAGGAUUAUGCGCUUGUACUAGGAAUGCCUGGCACCGGCAAGACGACUACCAUUGCUCAUAUCAUCAAGGCUCUCGUUUCGCAAAACAAGACAGUGUUGCUGACAUCUCAUACGCACACUGCUGUUGACAACAUCCUCCUCAAGCUCAAGUCGGAUAAAAUCCCCAUCCUCCGACUUGGCGCUCCUGCAAAGGUUCACCCCGAGGUUCAAGAUUUUGCACAUCUCGCGGGUCAGCCGAAGAAGACGUUUGAGGAGAUUAAGGAAGCGUGGCACGGAACACCAAUUGUCGCCACGACUUGUCUGGGAAUUAAUCACCAAGUCUUCUUGGAGCGCUCCUUUGACUACUGCAUCGUAGAUGAGGCAUCACAGAUUACGUUGCCCAUCUGCGCCGGCCCAAUUCGACUGGCAAGGACGUUUGUUCUAGUAGGAGACCACAACCAGCUUCCCCCUGUGGUGAAGAAUGAAGAGGCCAGGCUAGGCGGCUUGGAUGUGAGUCUCUUCAAACUACUAUCAGAUACGCACCCGCAGUCUGUCGUCAACCUGGAGCACCAGUACCGUAUGUGCGAAGAUAUUAUGACUCUCAGCAACACCCUCAUCUACAAUGGCAGACUUCGCUGUGGCACGGAAGCUUUGCGCAAGAAGAAGCUUCACAUUCCCAGCAUGGAGUCUCUCAGACAGCGCCACCACGACUCAACAACGAUACAUCGCUCUGGAACAACUGGCUCGUUUUGUACCGGGCCCGUCCCUUCACGAUGCUGGCUUUACGAUCUCCUGGAUGCUGAAGCUCGCGUUCGGUUUGUUGACACCGAUACAAUUCGUCCACAAGUUCGAGAAGAGGCUCAAGGCAAGCGUAUCAUUAACUCGGCCGAAGGACAAGUCGUUUCACAACUUGUCGAAAGCUUGCUUACUGUAGGCGUGCCAGCCACCGAGAUUGGUGUCAUGACACAUUACCGUGCGCAGCUACACCUCCUAAAGGAUAAGCUCAAGCACUUUCCUGGUGUGGAAAUGCACACAACGGAUCGCUUUCAGGGGCGAGACAAGGAGGUCAUUGUACUGAGCCUGGUACGAAGCAACGAGGCGUGCAACAUCGGAGAUCUGCUCAAAGACUGGCGGCGUAUCAACGUGGCGUUUACCCGUGCAAAGACGAAGCUGCUCGUUGUGGGCAGCAUGGGCACCCUCAAGGGAAGCGGAGAUGAGAAUAUGCUGAGCAAAUUCAUCUCGCUGAUGGACGAUCGUAAUUGGAUAUAUCACUUGCCGGAUAACGCGCUUCAGAAUCACUGUUUUGAAGAUUUGAGCACACAGCUCACAACGCAGCGGACGCCCCGGAGGUCACCAAAGAGGCCAACCAGGGUGAGUCCUACUUCGUAUAAGGACAAGGAGAAUAAGAGGCCGUCACCGAGAAGAGCAAGGAUGGGCGAGGGGAUGCUACUCAAGGACAAGCUGAUUACGAAGGAUAUACUGAAUGAAAUGACGAAUGGCGCAUAUUGA